Messenger RNA from Petromyzon marinus (sea lamprey), 1936 nucleotides. It is a transcript of the gene MIEF2, whose product is annotated as mitochondrial elongation factor 2. The record is from RefSeq and is a predicted model, not a curated record. Lineage: Eukaryota; Metazoa; Chordata; Hyperoartia; Petromyzontiformes; Petromyzontidae. Gene Ontology annotation, cellular component: mitochondrial outer membrane. Gene Ontology annotation, biological process: positive regulation of mitochondrial fission; mitochondrion organization.
ACUUCCGAUCGGGAUACCGAUAUGACGCCUCUUCCGGCCGUGGCGCCGCUUCCGGUGUGCGCCCCGUGUGGGAAGGCCGCUGGCGGGAGACGCGGGGAGUCGCCUCGAGCUCCUCUCCUUCCCCACCGCUCCCCUCCUCGCUCCCCUCCUCGCUUUUCCUUUGCGCUUCCCUCGCCUCGGAACCAACGGUGCCCGUCGCGGGCAGCCUCACGGGCAGUGCGAUGGCGGGCUUUGGGGACGGCUCUCUGGGCCCAACGGGAGCGGGCCGCGGGCCCCCCGGCAACAGGGGAGACCGAGGCAUCGGCCACGCCAUCGACUUCGUGCUCUCCAACGCGCGGCUCGUGCUGGGCGUGGGCGGCGCCGCCAUGCUGGGCAUCGCCACCCUCGCCGUGAAGCGGGCAUACGACCGCGCCGUCAGCGCCCCUGUCAGCCCCACGCGCAAGCCCGAGGACGUGGGCAUCGCUGGGCUGAGCAGCUGGGAGGAGCCGAGCUGGGUGGGGGCAUCACCACGCCUGCUGUCGCACGACAUGCGCUCCACUGUGAGCCGCUCGCUGCAGAGCCUGCCCCAGGGCCUGGCGGGUGACGCGGCCGUCCUCGACGACGAACAGCUCAAAAGCUCCUCGGCCAACAGCCUGGCUCUGGGCGCCGGGCUUCACGUUGGACGAGCCGUGCCGGCUCCGGACCCGCGCCGCGCCCCGCUGCAGCGGCAUUUACUUUCCUUCUACCGGCGCCGCGUGCUGGUGGCGCCGUCCCAGGUGGCGGCGGCCAAGCAUGUGGCGCUGGAGAUCUGCUCGGAGCUGCGCGAGUUCCUGCGCGCGCGGCACUCGGAGCUGCCGCUGGACGACAUGAGCCUGUGCGGGGGGCUGUGCGAGGACCUGGCGGUGGUGGCUCCCGACCGCGUCGCGCUCGCCCUGCCGCUGCUGCUCGAGGAGCGGCUGUGGACGGCGGUGCCGGGAGAGGAGACCAUCAUGGCGGCGCCAGGGUGCUGGCUGCUGCGUCGCGACAACGCCGAGUACUUCCCACGCGGCUUGAGCGUCUGGGACCGCUGGCUCGUGGGCGCGUACCUCUCCCCGGUCGCCAUCGCAGAGGCGCUGCGCCGCAUCGUCGCCGACAGCGUCAACUGGCCGGCCAUCGGCGCCGCGCUCGGGUAUCGCGUGCGCCCGUGCGCGCCGGCCGACGGGCUGGCGCUGGAGGUAACGUACCGGGAAGGGGAGGACGACGGCGAGGGUGACGGGGCACCGGACGGCAUGGGGGAGCGCCGCCUGCGCGUGGACGUGCUCCUGCGCGUCACGUUGGCGAGCUGCACGCUGGUAGCGCGGCCCGGGGACGCCGGCGGCGCCGGGGGGCGGCACGCAGAGACGCUCUGGCGCCAGAGCUUCCGCGCCGUCGAGACGGAGCGGCUGCGCGAGCUGGAUGCCCGGGACUCGGGCUCCCGCCUGCUCUGCCUCAAGCUGCUCAAGGCCGUGUGCCGCACGCACCCGGGGCUGGAGCGGCUGCGCUCCGAGCACCUGCGCUCGUUGAUCCUGCACGCGUGCGAUGCCGGCGCUGUCGACUGGGCCGAGGACGCGCUGGCCGAGCGCUUUUUGGAGUUGCUGCGAGAGCUCGUGGAGCGGCUGGAGCGCGGCUCCCUCCCCGCCGCCUUCUGCCCUGCGCUCAACCUGCUGGCGCCACUCUCGGAGGACGAGGUGGACGAGCUCGGCUACACGCUCUACAGCGCCAUCUCCCAGCCCGAGAAGCUGCUGCAAGGCUGAGGCCGAUCGACGCUCCUGGUGACUCGGCCAAGAUGCACGGUUGCGGCCGGAGGGGCCCCCGUGUACCCCCUCCCCCAACGGUUCCUCGGGCUGUGAGGCUAUUUUUGUUUUAUUUUACCAGGUGAUGCCCAGUGAUCUAUGUAGCUCUUUUUCAGAAGUGACCUGGCCACAAAUGACAGCUGAAC